Molecule: messenger RNA, 998 nt
Organism: Mixia osmundae IAM 14324
Lineage: Eukaryota; Fungi; Basidiomycota; Mixiomycetes; Mixiales; Mixiaceae
Exons: 4
Coding region: 24-653 (209 amino acids)
Source: RefSeq, a predicted model, not a curated record
CGCGUCGCCGGCGUCGCCAUGAGAUGGAUUUGCUGAGCUGUCUGGGCCACAGGGCCAACUCUGAUGAGCUCAAGCGAGCUGUCCAGUCUCUUCAUGGUCCGCCAAAGUCCAAUGGCAUUAUCGAAGGCGACAUCAAGGUCUAUCGAGACGGGGUGUAUAUCAACCAUUACGCACUCGGCUUUUCGCUAUUCUUUGAGCCCGUCAAGGGCUACCAACUCCAGACACGCAUGCCAUCAAGCGACGUCGACUAUGCGCAGCUACAGCUCGCAAGUCUGGACAUCUACAACCCGUCAAAAGACAGCAAAAAGGUCAAAUUUGGCACUUUUACAGGAUUGCCUUUGCGAGUCACUGCCGGCAUCGAGCUAGCCAGCGACACGACUGGCAAGCAGAUCGUCAAAGCCUUGGGUGAGCCCGACCGCAAAGGAGGCGGUGCUGGACCUCAGGGCGCAAGCAUGGGCGUCUGGAUAGAAUACACCAGCCUGGGACUCAUGCUCGAAUUCUCCUCGAGCGGGCUCGGAUCUUGGGACACCGCGGCUACGCAAGCAUGGUCUGUUGCUACGCUAUUCCCGCCAACGCACGACAGCGCGAGGGAAGAAGAAGCCAGGAUGUUAUCCGUUCAUGAAGCUCUGCGUGACGCGUCUACGCCUGCAUGAAGCUCGCAAGCCAGUCACACAACAACAUGCUCAUGCAUCUGGCUGAGCGAUCUCACGUCUGGCCGCCUUUCUUCUAGCGACUGUCAAGGCCAUUCGACCUGCCGAGCUGCUCGGCAAGCUAGACGGGGCCCGCGCCGCCCGGUAUUAGCAUUGCAAUGUUGUUACCGUUGAGCAGGGUCUGCCCUAGCUUCGUUGCUUUGCGACCCUGCGCUGUGUUUUCAUAUUCGGUGACGUCGUCGAGGACCAUAUUGACAAAGUCAUCGAAUCCCAACAGUGUGCCUACGAUCUCUCUCUCAGACUUGAGCACGACCCAUAACCUCGAGCCGAUGCACUUGUCGAUUAGCU